Paramacrobiotus metropolitanus is the source of this 2572-nucleotide messenger RNA. Its product is annotated as catalase HPII-like. Gene Ontology annotation, cellular component: cytosol. Gene Ontology annotation, biological process: response to oxidative stress; hydrogen peroxide catabolic process. The record is from RefSeq and is a predicted model, not a curated record. Lineage: Eukaryota; Metazoa; Tardigrada; Eutardigrada; Parachela; Macrobiotidae. The transcript has 8 exons. Gene Ontology annotation, molecular function: catalase activity; heme binding. Bases 208 to 2343 code for a protein of 711 amino acids.
GCCAACUGGUUUUUAAUUUUGAUUUUCUUCCAAUCGAGGGGUUGCAGUAAACUUACUCAUCUCACUCGAAGCAAUCCAUUUCCAGACUCCGGCAGUAACUUUAUUUUCUACCUUUCACAGUAGAACGAGUCGUUUAGUUUAGUGUACAUUCUGUGCCGUGCUUCCACAAUUUCCGCUGCAAGCCCAUAACCAGUUACAGUACAGAAGAUGGCGUCCAUUGCAGAAGCUAUGUUCGGCAAAUCCGCGCCUUCCAACGAGAAGAUCAAGAAGUUGGAGCAGUUCCGGGAAAAGACCGAUGAAAAGGGACAGAAAACCAUCCUUACCACCAACCAGGGUGUUCCCAUUUCUGACAACCAGAACUCCCUCCAUGCCGGCCCCCGUGGACCGACCCUCCUGGAGGACUUCAUCAUGCGCGAGAAGAUCACCCACUUCGAUCACGAGCGCAUUCCCGAGCGCGUGGUGCAUGCCCGCGGUGCCGGUGCCCAUGGCUACUUCGAAGUCUUCAAGCCGUUAACCCAUCUGACCAAGGCGAAAUUCCUGCAGGAUCCCAGCGUGCAGACGCCGGUGUUUGUGCGCUUCUCCACCGUGGGCGGCAGCAAGGGCUCCAUGGAUACACCCCGGGAUGUCCGCGGCUUUGCCACCAAAUUCUACACCGAAGAGGGCAAUUUCGAUCUGGUGGGCAACAAUUUCCCCGUCUUCUUCGUGCAGGACGCCAUGAAGUUCCCGGAUUUUGUGCACGCGGUCAAGCCGGAGCCUCACUGGGAAAUUCCCCAAGCUGCUUCCGCCCAUGAUAAUCUGUGGGAUUUUGUCACCCAGCAAACGGAAACUUUGCAUACCAUCAUGUGGCUGAUGUCCGAUCGCGGUAUUCCUCGCUCGUACUCUACCAUGGAAGGAUUUGGUGUGCACACUUUCCGUUUGGUUAACGAGGAAGGCGUUUCCCGUUUUGUCAAAUUCCACUGGAAGCCAGUGUUGGGUGUGCACUCACUGGUAUGGGAUGAGGCCACCAAAAUCACCGGUGCCGAUCCGGAUUUCAACCGCCGGGAAUUGUGGGAAAGCAUCGAAGCAGGACACUAUCCUGAAUGGGAAUUGGGCAUCCAGGUUGUUGAAGAAGCUGAUGAGCGCAAAUUCGACUUUGACUUGUUGGAUCCUACAAAGCUUAUUCCAGAAGAGUUGGUCCCAGUGCAACGUGUCGGACGCAUGGUUUUGAAUCGCAAUCCGGAUAAUUUCUUCUGCGAGACUGAGCAGGUUGCUUUCUGCGUCUCUCAUAUUGUGCCGGGAAUUGAUUUCACCAAUGAUUUGCUGAUGCAAGGUCGUCUGUUUUCUUAUCUGGAUACACAAAUCAGCCGUCUGGGUGGUGCGAAUUUCCACGAAAUUCCCAUCAAUCGCCCCAUUUGCCCAUUUAAACACAACAACCAGCGCGAUGGAAUGCACCGUCAGACCAUUCAUGUUGGAAAAACUAAUUACGAUAAAAACGGAUUGAAUAAAGGAUUGCCGCGAGAAGGUGGACCAGGUGUUGGCUUCUCAAGCUACGCCCAGCGUAUGGAUGGCGCGAAGAUUCGUCAGCGUAGCGAAUCUUUCGCUGACCACUUCUCACAGGCUACCAUGUUCUGGAAGAGCAUGUCCCCACCGGAACAGGAUCACAUUGUCGAAGCUUUCUCCUUCGAACUCGCCAAAGUUCGGGAGGAUAUUCGGGAAGGUGUGGUGGCCAUUUUGCAGUGCGUGGACGCCGUGCUGGCGCAGCGCGUGGCUACCAAUUUGGGCAUUACGCAGUUGCCGCCCAAAUACCGCCCGGAUUAUCCCAAAGCGGUGGCUGCAUCACCCGCUCUCAGCCAGCUGAAUCAGCCCACUAGUUUCAAGAGCCGUCAGGUGGCUAUCUUGGCUGCUGAUGGUGUAGAUGGCACGACCGUGCUGGCCAUCAAGGCGGCAGUGGCAGCUGCUGGAGGAGUGGCCAAGGUUAUUGCGCCACAUAUGGGUAACCUGAAUGGAACCAAUGUUAAAGAGGCCAUCAAAGUGGACGCCACGAUUACCGGCUCGCCGUCGGUGCUGUUUGAUGCGGUGUACAUUCCAGGCGGUGCCGGCAGCAUUCAGACGCUGCUGGCUUGCGGAAAGGCUGUGCACUAUGUGACGCAGGCCUUUGUCCACUACAAGCCGAUCGGUGCAUCGGGAGACGCCAUUAACUUCUUGAAUCAGAUUGGCGUCGUCAAAACCGGCCAGGAAGUCCCGGUUGGUGUCAUCAUCGAAAACGGGCAGACAGUCACCGAGCCGGUGGUCGGCCAGUUUAUCCAGGCUGUUGCACAGCAUCGUUUCUACAACCGUAAAGGAACCGAAAAGUUUGCUGUUUAAAAUUCGUAAAAUAUGUUGCCGUUAUUAUGCUUGAAUCAGUUUGAUUAGUGGAUUUCUUUUUUAAGGGGUUAAUUAUGCUGGUUUUGGCCUUUUCGAUUAAUUAAUUGUUUGUUCUUUCUUCGGUGUUGUUGGUUACAUGAUAAAUACCGCUUGUUUUAAUUGCUUGGAUUCUAAUUUUGCGACGUAUCUAAUUGGGAAGAUGUAAAAUUAAAACAUGUUGAACAUUUAA